Messenger RNA from Hypoxylon fragiforme, 2025 nucleotides. Its product is annotated as FAD/NAD(P)-binding domain-containing protein. Lineage: Eukaryota; Fungi; Ascomycota; Sordariomycetes; Xylariales; Hypoxylaceae. The record is from RefSeq and is a predicted model, not a curated record. Bases 344 to 1696 code for a protein of 450 amino acids. The transcript has 2 exons.
GCUGAAUGCAGUGCGCUGUAGCCUGUACCAUAACUUUCGCUCAGCUGGAACCAACAGUAACAGCUGGAGGAUUGUGGGUUCAACGUCCUGGCGGGGGGGAGAAUCCUUCCAGCCCUGCCUAGAAUUCCACAGCCCACUUACACGGGUCGUCUCGAUGGUAUUUAACUGAUGGAACUUAUAACCAUAUGCAGGUCCGUAGAUCAUAGCUCGAAACUGUAGAACUCAUCAAGGCCGAUAGGGAAAACUUAUCCAUUCGUUUGGUCCAGCUGCUUCUCUUUUUAAGUCUCUUUUUAUCCGUUUAAUCCGAGGGAUAUACAAACACACCUUCUCAACUGUGUUCAUCAUGAUGAGAGCGAAUUUCUUGCUUGGCAGUCUUAUCUCCUUGGCCUCUUACGGCCUCGGCGCCUCACCGGAUACGUCAUCCUUUUCAGCUGCCGACACUAUACAGCGAGACAUUGCUAUCAUUGGUGGUGGCUCUUCAGGUACACACGCGGCUAUCAAAUUCAAGGAUGCCGGCAAGACUGUCGUCGUCAUUGAGCCUCAAGCACAACUAGGAGGCCACGUGAAGACGUUUACCACCUCUUCAGGGGUACGCGUCAACUAUGGCCCUUCCAACUUCCAAAACAGCACCGCCGUCACCGACUGGUUCUCUCGAUUCAACAUUCCCAUGGUGCAGUACCAGCAGCCGGGUACAGGCGAUAAGUACGCUGACUUCAGCACCGGCAAGGAGCUAGCGGAUGGAACACUCCCUCACCCUGACUUCGGUGCAUACCUCCAAGUGCUUGCCAAGUUCCCAUACUUGGAAGACUUUGCGCACUUGCCCAACCCGAUUCCGGAUGACUUGCUGCUGCCAUUUGGCCAGUUCGUCGAGAAGUACAAGAUCCAGAGUGUCGCGUAUACUCUCGCUCAGUUCGCCACUUCCAACGGCAAUGUUUUUGAACAACCGGCGCUGUACAUCUUGAAGGUUGCCGACAUUCCUUACGUCCAAGGCAUCAUCAACGGUGCCGUCCUAGCCCCGGCAUCAUAUGACGCCCAAUCAGUCUUCCAGAAGGCUCAGGAUUUUCUCGGGUCCGAUGCCUUGGUCAGCUCCACCGUCAGCAGUGCCACCCGAUCCAACUCUGGGGUCAGCCUUGUGGUCAACACACCCAAGGGGAAGAAACUCAUCAAGGCGAACAAGUUGCUGGUUACCGCGCCCCCGAAGGUCGACAAUCUGAAGCCACUGGGACUCGACUCGCGCGAAUCAGGCAUUUUUUCCAAGUUCCAGAACAAGGCGUUCUACACCGUUCUACUUAACAACACCGGCCUCGAGGAGGGCUUCCGCUACUACAACGCCAAGCCCGACGCGGGCAACACCUACAACGUCCCCACACUGCCGGUGUUGCAGUUUAUCUGGGCGACCAAGGACGUGGACACGUACUGGGCCUGGUACAGCUGCGUCAACACCCUGCCCGACGAGACGGUCAAGGCGAACAUCAUCAAGGACUUCAAGACGCUGGCCCCCGGGUCUAACCCGCAGAUCAUUGCCUACUCCAACGCCGGCCCUUCGGGAGUGGGCGUCUCGGCCGAUGAGAUUAAGAAGGGCUUUUACACGGACCUGUUCAAGCUGCAAGGGUACAAGAACACCUGGUACACUGGCUCUGCCUGGAUCUCCGAUCACUCGGCCGGCCUGUGGAAAUGGGUAUUGGGCAUGUACUAGGACCGGAGUUGAGCAUGAUGCAUCCCCCUUUUUUCGUUUGCUUUUUGCGUAUCGUAUUCAAUUCUCAUGGGUUUAUUCCCUGUUGGCUGUAAUAAUAGUCACAUAUUCUAGUUUGAACUUAGUACCUAGAUGCAAUAUCAACUUGUAACAUUAAAAAGCUUUGUCAGACAUUUUGACAUCACAUGAGUUUGUAUUCCCACCUUCAUGUUUUUACUCAAAAAAAAAUCUUUGCUGCCCAUUUUUUUCUAGUCUGAUAUUGAAGGGAGUAAGUAUGCCAAGCGCGGUACUCGCAUUGUUUAAGCUUUUGGCUGAGCGGUUGCUCGUCAGAC